AUCAAAGUUGCUGAUGCCGAAGGAAAAGACGUAUCGUUACGUAAUUUGUUACUGAAUCGAUGUCAGAAGGAAUUCGAAACACAGAACGAGUACGAACAAGCGUUGUUGGAGAAACAAAAACAAUUUAAAGGAUUAUCGGUAGGAAUGGACUUUUAUAGAAAUUUGUUAUGUUAGGAAACUUAUCAUGCUUCUGCAUGGAACUACACAACUAUAGCAUCCAGGAUAAGCAAAAUGUUAUUCAUUUCUGGAAAAAAGCGUGGCAUAUGCGUGUUCCUCUUGGUUUUCGUGCAGAUACUUGCUUUUCACUUAAAACACUAUGGUUAUGACCAGGCCUGGAAAAAAACUUUUCUUUAUGUGACCACAGAAAAAAACCAAAAAUCUCAAGACAAAAAUCUCAGCAAGUUAAAUGGGCCGAAAGCAAGCAUCAUGCAGGGGGUUCUUGCGUCUGUCUAAAAAUGGCCUAAUUUCAAAUUAUGUAGUUUGUGUAUUAUUUAAACUUAUCCACCUUUGCAUUCCAAGACCUUGAUGGUUUCAGAUCAGAGAUUUAUACAGGUACUUUUUAACCACCGGCAUUCGGUAUAGUAAAAAGUCGAUUUUUAAUAGUAAGAGUAUUGAAACUCAAUAUUUUUCUAUAAUUAUCGUAAUUAUAUUUUUCACAAUAUGCUUUAAAAAAUUGUGACAAGUGUGAACAAUUAACUGUAAACCUGUUUUAAAACGGUAAUAUUUCUGCUCAAAGUACUGUCUGAAUGAAUGAAAUGUUAUUUCAUAGAGACAAAAUCAAGAAUUUUCGGGAGGUGGGGGUUUUGAUUGAAGUUGAGAAGUGUUCUCCUUCUAAAACACAAUCUUUCGAAAAAUGGCAGUAGACUUAAAUGCUUGUAUUAAUCCCGGCACAUCAGCACUCUGAUUCAUCUUUUUUUUUGUUUCAUUCUUCAUCCAUCCGAAAAUUUUCUCGGAACUCAGACAGUUUCUGGGACAAAAUGCUCCUGUGGUCUAACACAUUUUUCACCCUUUGUUAUUCCUCCAUGCGUGCUAUCAUUUUGUUUUUAAAUAUUGUGUGUUGUGUUUUGAUUUAGGUGAUUUUUGAUUUGUUUGUAUUUAAUACUGAUUGUCAAAAUUUUAUAAGAUCAUCCCAGAAACGCAGAAAACGAUUUAUUAAUAGGAGCUCUAGAGAAUACAAAAAUUAUUACAUAUUUUCAGCAUUGCCAAUGCAUGGGCGUCUAUUUGUUCUUUCCAUAUAUAGCUGCAGGCCAUUUCGUUUUGAAAACUUCACCUCAAUAUUACAUAAUUAACGUCGAGUGAUCUUUACAUUUUUACAGGCGAAAGAGAGACAGAUUAGAAAAGAGGAAAUAGACGAAGCUCUAGCGAAGAAUAAAAGACGGAUGUUGGGAAAUAUCAAGUUUCUUGGAGAAUUAUUUAAAUUAAAGGUGUGUUAGUGAGUAUAGCAAAAAGGUUAUUGGACAUACAGUAUAGGAAGAACAUGCAGUUUAAAACUACUAACAGUCGAACCCUUGUUAACGGACACCCCCUUUUAUAAUUUAAGCGGACACAUAUCUCCGGUCCCAAUGAUCUCUUUACUAAAACAUUGUCAUUACCCCAAUUCGAUGGAGACCUCUAUUAAGCGGAAACAGUCAAGCGGAGGUCCCAAUGAGCCGAAUAUAAUCUGUCUUAAGCGGACAAACGAAACUGAUGAAUGUAAAUAUGUUUAAUUAAAUUCCAUACCAAUCCACAGUAAAAUUCAAUUUUAAGGAAUUUCCAGUAGUACAGUAUAAACGCCGAUAUAUCUUGAACUAAUCUUUUAAUUUGUCUUUGAAUCAAUUGCAAGAAAAAUCUUCCUUGAAUAUUGAACUCGCAGGGAAGUUCCACACCAGAAUCAGCUCCUCUCUUGACACGUUUACCUUUGAUCGCCACUGUCACCAAAUGAGUUGGGCGUUACCUCCUGUUGUUUUCGCUAUUGCAAACCCCUAUUAUUAAGCGGUUACCUCUUUUAAGCGGACAUAUUGGUGAGUUCCCGAAGGUGCCCGUUUAGUAGGGGUUUGACUGUAUAUAAUGGAAUUAUAGAUCAGGGACCGAUUGUAUGAAAGGUUUAACUACUUUUUAACUAGCCGUUUUUUGUUAAAUAGUAAUUAACUCUCAAAUACGCGAUUCCGAUUGGUUAACUUUUGCUCUAAAAGUAGUUAACUUUAACAACUUUUUUAUACAACCGGCUCCUCGUAGAAAUAAUUUAAUUUCUUUCAAUAAUAACUGGAGAGUAAUACACUAUAGUAAACCUCUAUUCCAGUUGUUAACAGAGAACAUUAUGCAUGAUUGUGUAUUAAACCUCUAUUCCAGUUGUUAACAGAGAACAUUGUGCAUGAUUGUGUAUUAAAACUGCUUCGUGCUGGCGAUGAAGAAAGUUUGGAAAGCAUGUGCAAGCUAUUGUUCACCAUUGGCGAAGAUCUUGAUUCCGAUAAAGCAAAGGUAAUUCACUUGGAAUUGUUAUUGAAUUGUACCGUCUUUAAAUAAGGAUAUCACUGCUUCGUAAAUAAGUUAAUAAGUAUUUCUCAUCUAGUGAAACUAGACCAAUUUGAGUCAUCUUUACUGGAUCCCUAUGGAAAACUAUGUAGAACUGAUAAAGAUAGCCUAUUCACUGUAAAUGUACAGGGGUUUGUUUGUACCUACCUAUAUGAACUGGCUUUGUGAUUGGUGAUCCGCUUCAAUAGACCUUUCCCCUUAUGAGUGAAGUCCGCUUCAAUAGACCUUUCCCCUUAUGAGUGAAAUUUUGAUCUAGAGAUGCCUGGACAAAAAUCAGACGAUCAAACUGAUUAUCAAUUUCCCGUUUGUAGGCCCUAAUACAAAAUGACUGAAAAACGGCAAACUUCGCAGGGCUAUAUUAUCCGCAUUUUACAACAUUUCGCAACGAAACUUUGGAAUAUUACUCAUUUUGUGAUGCUCUUUCAAGCUGUGAUGAAAUUUUUGUCCAGACAUACCCAGAUCAAAAUUUCACUCAAAAGGGACAGGUCUAUUGGGUUUGGCUCUGUUGUGCUGAGUGGUUAUAUUACUAUACCAUGGACCACUUUUCUUCAUGUCUUCCGAUUCAAAAACGAAUUAUAAACACUGAUCAUCUUUGUUUUAGAAAACCAGUCACAAAACGUAUUUAUAUUAGAUUGGUAAUUUAAUUUACCUCUCAUCCUGUAUGUAAUAAACUUAAUAACAGUGGAGUAAUUUGAGAUGGUCUUUACUGGAACUCUAGGAAGAAAUGGUGGGGCUAUCCAUUUUAAAGAAAAACUUUGUUUGGUUUUCUCUGCAGUAAUAUUGAAGCAAUAACAAGGGAUGGUUUUUAUUGGACCUCUACUGAAAACAGUUAAUACCUUGACAAUGGAGCUAUAUUCAAUUUAUAUAUAAAAAAGUGCAGCUUUGGACAGAGGUCAAUAGAGUAUUAAUAAUUAAUAAUUUCUAAUCCAUCAACAACGUUAAUUUCAGCCUCGAAUGGAUCAAUACUUCGACCAAAUCAACAGGAUUAUAAUUGCUGAGAAAGUCUCAUCAAGAGUGAUAUUCAUGCUUCGUGAUGUGGUUGAACUUCGUCAAAAUGAGUGGGUCGCCCGCCGAGAAGGACAUUACAAUCCAAAGACUAUUGAAGCACAAAUUGAGAAAAUGCAGGAGCAAAGAUUAGCAGUCCAAUUCCCUGUCAUGAAUAAAAAACAGAAGCAAGGCGGACCAGGUAAUAUAAUGGAACAGGCCCUUUGGAAAAUGCAAAAAAUAUAG
Molecule: messenger RNA, 3741 nt
Organism: Paramuricea clavata
Lineage: Eukaryota; Metazoa; Cnidaria; Anthozoa; Malacalcyonacea; Plexauridae
Source: the annotation of a GenBank genome assembly